UGUGGAGACUUCCAGAUCCUCGAAGGUGACGGUUCCGGCAUAAGUAGCCGGUCACCUUUUUUGUUAACUAGUCACUAAGACGAAGGGGCUGAAUCCGUGAAUAUUUAAUGUUAGGAAAUCAGAUCGGAAGAUUCCAGGGGCCUGGAAUACAAACGGUGAUCCGGAAGCGGAAGUCCCCUGCAGGCGGAGUGCUAGAGAGCGGAGGCAGCGGCGGCAGCAGCGGCAGUAGCAGCGAUUCAUCCACAAGAUCCUUGUGUGCAGGGGAAAGAUGCUGAUCAAAGUGAAGACGCUGACAGGAAAGGAAAUUGAGAUCGACAUUGAACCCACAGACAAGGUGGAACGGAUCAAAGAGCGAGUGGAAGAGAAAGAAGGAAUUCCUCCACAGCAGCAGCGACUCAUCUACAGUGGCAAACAGAUGAACGACGAGAAGACAGCUGCUGAUUACAAGAUUCAAGGGGGCUCAGUACUCCAUUUGGUGUUGGCUCUUCGUGGGGGAGGUAGCCUUGGGCGGUGAUGGACCUCCCUCUACUUUGUCCCCUUACCCCAUCACUCAUAAUGAUGCGCCAUAUACCCUUCCACUUCCUGGAACAACAGAACCACCACCUCCUCCCCAGGACAGAUGCCCAGGUGUUUCUGUCUAUUGCUGGGAGAUCUGUGAGGACCCCAGGGUCCAGCCCUCUGGGCCUGUGGAGCCCUUUGCUAGCUGUUGGUUUUUAGUUUGUGGUCUCGCCUGCCCCUUCCCUAAUGGCUGUGUCCUGGUUGUUAAUAAAGACGUUUCCCAGCC
Molecule: messenger RNA, 784 nt
Organism: Sarcophilus harrisii (Tasmanian devil)
Lineage: Eukaryota; Metazoa; Chordata; Mammalia; Dasyuromorphia; Dasyuridae
Gene: NEDD8
Product: NEDD8 ubiquitin like modifier
Exons: 4
Coding region: 269-514 (81 amino acids)
Biological process (GO): regulation of proteolysis; modification-dependent protein catabolic process; protein neddylation
Cellular component (GO): cytoplasm; nucleus
Molecular function (GO): ubiquitin protein ligase binding; protein tag activity
Source: RefSeq, a predicted model, not a curated record